Messenger RNA from Symbiodinium necroappetens, 785 nucleotides. The record is from the annotation of a GenBank genome assembly. NCBI's taxonomy places the organism in Eukaryota, Dinophyceae, Suessiales, Symbiodiniaceae.
AUGGAGACUGAUCACCAUUACGAGGAAAAUGAGCGUCUAGACUUUGAAGGGACCAUUGCUGACAAGCGCGUGGGCUGGGACAACCGAGAGUCCUAUGUGGAGCUGAAGGAGUGCCUCAGACUGAACCGAGAUGGCGAAAUCGUCGAGGUGGUUGGAAAGAAACAGCUCUACGAUGCCUUCAUCGAGGAGGUGGAGGUGGUUGAGAAGACUGAGCGCCGGCUCUCUGCAGAGCUUCGGGCAACACAGCAGGCCAAGGCUAAGGCCAAGAAGGGGCCGCCUGGCGCCGCACCAGUGCAGCCAAAGGGCGAGGGCAGCGACAGCGACGAUGGGCCGGUUUCGGGCAUGCUCCCGGGCCUGAUGUUUGGCAUGGGGCCCAUGGGAAUGGGGAUGAUGCCGAUGGGCGGCCUGUGCGGAAUGCCCGUGGGAAUGGGCUUCAUGCCAAUGCCCGUAGCGCACCCCCCUGUCCACAAGGCAAUGCCCAUGGCUAUGCCCGGCAUGGCGAUGCCCGGCAUGCCGAUGGGCUGUCCGGCCGUCCCUGCGACCUGCGCGCAAGCCGCAGGCACAGCGCCGGAAGCGAAAGAGCGGAGCCGAAGACCGAAGGACUCUUUGGCCCUGAGACCACUCUUGUUUGUGUCGAGGCCGAAGUCGUGGUGCCUAGCACUUUCUUGGGCUUGGACGAGUGAGCCGUUUCACCCCUUGGAGCAAAAGACCGCCGAUGGUGCAUCUACAUUUGGGAAGCUUCGGGAGAGCCGGCGAUGUUGCAAAGGGGGUCAGCAGAACUUGAG